Vombatus ursinus (common wombat) is the source of this 3696-nucleotide messenger RNA. RefSeq names its product catenin delta 2 (gene CTNND2). NCBI's taxonomy places the organism in Eukaryota, Metazoa, Chordata, Mammalia, Diprotodontia, Vombatidae. Gene Ontology annotation, biological process: cell-cell junction assembly; cell-cell adhesion; dendritic spine morphogenesis. The transcript is spliced from 22 exons. Gene Ontology annotation, cellular component: cytoplasm; adherens junction; nucleus. Gene Ontology annotation, molecular function: cadherin binding. The record is from RefSeq and is a predicted model, not a curated record. The coding region runs from base 1 to 3696 and encodes 1231 amino acids.
AUGCCUGUUCCAGACCAGCCUUCAUCUUCGGAAAAAACUAGUUCCCUGAGCCCUGUGUUGAAUACAUCCAAUGGAGAUGGAUCUGAAACUGAGACAACCUCUGCCAUUCUUGCAUCAGUCAAAGAACAGGAACUACAGUUUGAAAGACUGACUCGAGAACUGGAGGCUGAACGCCAGAUUGUAGCCAGCCAACUGGAGAGAUGUAAGCUUGGAUCGGAGACUGGAAGCAUGAGCAGCAUUAGUUCAACAGAAGAACAGUUUCAUUGGCAAACACAAGAUGGUCAGAAGGAUAUAGAGGAUGAACUCACAACUGGUCUUGAACUGGUAGACUCCUGUAUAAGAUCGCUUCAAGAAUCAGGAAUACUUGAUCCCCAGGACUAUUCAACUAGUGAAAGGCCCAGCCUUCUCUCCCAGAGUGCACUUCAGCUCAAUUCCAAACCUGAAGGGUCUUUCCAGUACUCAGCCAGCUACCAUAGCAACCAGACCCUUGCCCUGGGUGAAACAACACCUUCCCAACUCCCAGCUCGAAGCAGUCAAGCCAGAGCUGCUAUCCAGAGCUUCAGCCAGGGCACAACUAGCCGAGCAGCCCAUUUAGCUGGAUCUGAACCCUCUCAAUCACAUGCUGCCUCUCAGUCAAGAGAGUCCUUUGUGCCGAGCCAUGGGAGCGCGUUCCAUUUGCCUGACUCCCAGCAUUCUUCAGCCCUUUAUUAUUCCAGCUCCACUCUGCCAGCACAGAGAGUGAGCUCUCCCUUGUCCAUGCAGCAGGUAGGCUCUCCCACAAAGCUCCAGCGGGUGGGGUCAGCCUCAGAGAGCACUGGAUACAGCACCACACAGCGGGUCUCCUCUCCUAAGCAGUCUCCAAGCCGUCUAGCCAAGUCAUAUAGCACCAGCUCACCCAUCAAUAUUGUUGUGUCUUCAGCUGGACUUUCUCCUUCCCCAAUACGUGUGACCUCUCCACCAACCAUCCAGUCUAAUAUUUCAUCCUCUCCUAUUCAUCAGCUAAGCUCAACCAUUGGCACUUAUGCUACCCUAUCUCCUACAAAACGUCUAGUCCACACGUCAGACCAGUACAGCAAGCAUUCACAGGAACUGUAUGCCACUGCUACCCUUCAGAGACCUGGCAGUCUGGCAGCUGGGUCUCGGGCAUCUUACAGCAGCCAACACAGCCACCUUGGCUCUGAAUUGAGGGCGCUACAGUCUCCAGAACACCACAUAGAUCCCAUAUAUGAAGACAGAGUGUAUCAGAAGCCCCCUAUGCGGAGUCUCAGUCAGAGUCAGGGGGACCCUUUGCAGCCAGCCACCUAUCGCACUAGCACAGCCCCAUCUUCCCCUGGUGUCGACUCCGUACCCUUACAGCGCACAGGCAGUCAGCACGGCACACAGAAUGCAGCAUCGACCUUCCAGAGGGCCAGUUACGCUGCAGGCCCAGCCUCCAAUUACGCAGACCCCUACCGACAGCUGCAGUAUUGUCCUUCUGUCGAGUCACCAUACAGCAAAUCUGGGCCUGCCAUACCACCCGAAGGGACUUUGGCUAGGUCACCUUCCAUUGAUAGCAUUCAGAAAGAUCCCAGAGAAUUUGGAUGGAGAGAUCCUGAACUUCCUGAAGUGAUACAGAUGCUUCAGCAUCAAUUCCCUUCUGUGCAGUCAAAUGCUGCAGCCUAUUUGCAACAUCUCUGUUUUGGAGACAAUAAAAUUAAAGCAGAGAUAAGAAGACAAGGAGGCAUACAGUUACUUGUGGACCUGUUGGACCAUCGGAUGACAGAAGUCCAUCGUAGUGCCUGUGGAGCUUUGAGGAACUUGGUGUAUGGGAAAGCUAAUGAUGAUAACAAAAUUGCCCUGAAAAACUGUGGGGGCAUCCCAGCAUUAGUACGGUUACUACGCAAGACUACUGAUUUGGAGAUCCGAGAACUGGUAACAGGAGUCCUUUGGAAUCUUUCUUCAUGUGAUGCACUUAAAAUGCCAAUUAUCCAGGAUGCCCUUGCAGUGUUGACCAAUGCAGUCAUCAUCCCUCACUCUGGAUGGGAAAAUUCACCACUCCAGGAUGAUCGGAAAAUACAGCUCCAUUCUUCACAGGUGCUGCGUAAUGCCACUGGGUGCCUAAGGAAUGUUAGUUCUGCUGGAGAGGAAGCCCGCAGAAGAAUGAGGGAAUGUGAUGGACUUACAGAUGCAUUGCUUUAUGUGAUUCAGUCUGCUCUCGGGAGCAGUGAAAUUGAUAGCAAGACCGUUGAAAACUGUGUGUGCAUUUUGAGGAACCUCUCCUACCGACUUGCAGCAGAAACAUCUCAGGGACAGCAGAUGGGAACCGAUGAGCUUGAUGGAUUACUAUGUGGUGAUGCCAAUGGCAAGGAUGCUGAGAGCUCUGGGUGUUGGGGCAAGAAGAAGAAGAAAAAGAAAUCCCAAGAUCAGUGGGAUGGCGUAGGACCUCUGCCUGACUGUGCAGAACCCCCAAAAGGAAUCCAGAUGCUGUGGCACCCUUCAAUAGUCAAACCCUACCUCACACUUCUUUCCGAGUGCUCAAACCCGGACACUCUAGAAGGUGCAGCAGGUGCCCUGCAGAAUUUGGCUGCAGGUAGCUGGAAGGGCUGUGAGGAGGAUGUGGCAGGCAUGGUUCAUGCCCUACGUACACUGCCAGAGGGGGCACCCUGCCUGCCACAGUGGUCAGUGUAUAUUCGUGCUGCUGUCCGAAAAGAAAAGGGUCUACCAAUCCUAGUGGAGCUGCUGCGAAUAGACAAUGAUCGUGUGGUGUGUGCAGUUGCAACAGCUUUACGGAAUAUGGCCUUAGAUGUCAGAAAUAAAGAAUUAAUAGGCAAGUAUGCCAUGAGAGACCUGGUCCAUCGGCUUCCAGGAGGAAACAACAGCAACAGUUCAGCCAGCAAGGCCAUGUCUGAUGACACGGUUACUGCUAUUUGCUGUACUCUGCAUGAAGUGAUAACUAAGAAUAUGGAGAAUGCCAAGGCCUUACGGGAUGCUGGAGGCAUUGAGAAGUUGGUUGGCAUCUCCAAGAGUAAGGGAGACAAACAUUCUCCAAAAGUGGUAAAGGCAGCAUCUCAGGUCCUAAACAGCAUGUGGCAGUACAGGGAUCUGAGGAGUCUCUACAAAAAGGAUGGAUGGUCACAGUAUCACUUUGUAGCCUCAUCUUCAACAAUAGAAAGAGAUCGGCAAAGACCGUAUUCUUCAUCACGAACACCCUCCAUUUCUCCUGUGCGCAUGUCUCCUAACAAUCGCUCAGCAAGUGCCCCAGCCUCACCUCGAGAAAUGAUCAGCCUCAAAGAGAGGAAGACAGAUUAUGAGUCCACUGGAACAAAUGCCACUUACCAUGGAACUAAAGGAGAACAUACUUCCAGGAAAGAUACCAUGACAGCUCAAAACACUGGAAUUUCAACUUUAUAUAGAAAUUCUUAUGGUGCACCUGCUGAAGAUAUCAAACAUAACCAGGUUUCAGCACAGCCAGUCCCACAGGAGCCCAGUAGAAAAGAUUAUGAGGCCUACCAGCCGUUUCAAAAUUCCACAAGAAACUACGACGAGUCCUUCUUUGAGGAUCAAGUCCAUCACCGUCCACCUGCCAGCGAAUACAACAUGCACCUGGGAUUGAAGUCCACCGGCAACUAUGUCGACUUCUAUUCAGCGGCUCGUCCCUACAGUGAACUGAACUAUGAAACAAGCCACUACCCAGCCUCACCAGAUUCCUGGGUUUGA